GCAUCGAUUUAUACGUAAUUCUCUUUUCCACAGUGAUGCCCAGUUCGCAAUUAAUACGGGACAUCCGAACAUGGGAGUAAAAACCUGACGUUAACAAAAUGCGGCUCUCGAACAGCGACAUAUUUAAUUUUAAAAUACAGACUUCUCUUCUCCAGUUUUUUGUGCAUUCGUUCCUUGUUAAAAAAAAAUAAAGUCUUCACAGCUUUCACUAAGUUCUCGGCGCUUUUGUGUGCGUACCGGUAAUUUCAACAAGCCUGUUUCCAAUAUUUACGCAGCGUUCGGAAAAUGGACUCAGCCGCUGUAAAUAUAUACUUGCAGCUGAUUCUCAAUUGAUUUAAGGUUAUGGCACGUAUUGUACUGUUUAAUUGAAUUUGCCAUUUUUCAAUAAUGUUUUUAACUUACAAUUAGUUUCUACAUUCAAGAUCAAUUUAUGAAACGUACAAGAUUCCUAAAAUUUUAAGUUGACUUAUCACUGAGGAGAUGAAAAGCUCAUAAGACACUAUGUGAGUGAGUAUAUAGCGAACCGAGACAUGCGUAGAAGUUGGAUUAGCGGGUACACCGGAAGCGCAGGAACUGCUGUCGUAACGUUGAAUGAAGCAGCUCUGUGGACAGACAGUCGUUACUACGAACAGGCCACCCUGCAACUCUCCGACGAUUGGGUGUUGAUGAAGAGCGGCCUGACCUCUACACCCAGUCUUCAAGUUUGGCUCACCACUGUUCUUGCAGCAAACACAACAGUCGGAACGGAUCCCGAAAUAACGACCUAUUCCCAAUGGACGACAUGGAAUGCGGUGCUCGCUGCCAGCAACAUAAGUUUAUUGGCUGUGGAGGAUAAUUUGAUCGACAUUAUUUGGACGGAUCAACCUGCCUAUCCAAUGGAUGCAAUUUUCGAUCAUCCCAUAGAAUUCGCUGGUUUGUCGCGGGAAGAAAAGCUCGCGAAUGCAAGGAUUGCCAUGGCGGAAGCCGACGUCGAUCUCUACGUGAUAACGGCUUUGGACGAGGUCGCGUGGCUGACGAACCUUCGAGGAUCCGAUAUUCCAAAUACUCCGGUAUUUCGCAGCUAUCUCCUAAUCACGAAUGAAACCGCCACCAUUUACAUUCCAUCACCAGAGACCAGACUCAACGAAACUCUGAUUGAGGAUUUAACUGCCGCUGAGAAUUCCAGCUUUGCGAUCGCCGAUUACGAGAACAUAUGGGAGGACUUAGAAAUUGCCGGAGAAUUGGCCACGGCCAUUUUACUGCCUGCACCGUACAGCUACGCUUUGGGAAUAAGUUACCGAGUUUACACAACGGUUCCCUCAAGUAAAGUCAAAUCUGCAACCUCACCUGUGUUGCUGGUUAAGGAUCGGAAGACCGAGGUCGAGGCGAAUGGGAUGCGAAAUGCGCACAUCAAGGACGCCGUGGCGCUGUGUCAGUUUCUCUACAUCCUCGAGGAAGCGAUAAAUAACGGUGAGGAGUACGACGAGCUUCGUGCUGUUGAAGAACUAAGCGCCCUUCGAGCUGCUCAGGCGUACAACUUCGGUGACAGCUUCGACACCAUCGCUGGAUACGCGGCCAAUUCCGCACUGCCUCAUUAUACUCCAACAAACGAAACCAAUGUUGUCAUUGGCACCAACAGCACCUUCAUGUUGGACUCCGGAGGACAAUAUUACGAUGGAACAACCGAUGUAACUAGAUCAAUGCAUUAUGGCACACCGACGGAAGAGCAGCGAGACACUUACACGGCACUUCUGGCUGGCUGCAUAGAUUUGGCUAGACUAAUAUUUCCAGUUGGCCAAAGUUACUCUACGACCGAUCUUCUGAUGCGGUCACAGCUUUACAGACUUGGAAGGAAUUAUGGUCAUGGCAGCACGCAUGGCGUUGGCUAUUUCUUGUCGGUUCACGAAGCUUGGAACACCACUUAUGACGUUAACUUCUUCGGAUCCCAAGAACCUGGUUAUUACCAGGAAGGAUCCUGGGGAAUGCGACUCGAAAAUUUAGUCGUCGUAGUGCCGGCGAAUACGACGUAUGAUCCAGAAGAAACGUUUCUGACAUUUGAAACCGUCACGUUGGUUCCCUACGCCAGGAACUUAAUUGACGAGACCAAACUAUCCGACGAUCAGCUGUCAUGGCUGAACGAGUAUCACGCUACAGUGAGGCUGAAAGUGGGUGCCGAGCUUCUGCGACAAGGGCACAACGCGACUUAUGACUGGCUGGUUGAACAGACGAAACCAAUUACAAGACCGAGAAACGUUUAUCGAAGGUUUAAUUUUGUUGCUCUUCCGUAAACCGGCAAUUACAAAAUCGAUAAUAAAUUGAGAUAUUCUGUCAAA
Neodiprion fabricii is the source of this 2312-nucleotide messenger RNA. Its product is annotated as xaa-Pro aminopeptidase 1-like. The transcript has 12 exons. The record is from RefSeq and is a predicted model, not a curated record. Lineage: Eukaryota; Metazoa; Arthropoda; Insecta; Hymenoptera; Diprionidae. The coding region runs from base 531 to 2267 and encodes 578 amino acids.